This is a messenger RNA of Pseudopipra pipra, 4724 nucleotides long. It is a transcript of the gene PPP2R2C, whose product is annotated as protein phosphatase 2 regulatory subunit Bgamma. The record is from RefSeq and is a predicted model, not a curated record. Bases 850 to 2136 code for a protein of 428 amino acids. Gene Ontology annotation, molecular function: protein phosphatase regulator activity; protein binding. Lineage: Eukaryota; Metazoa; Chordata; Aves; Passeriformes; Pipridae. Gene Ontology annotation, cellular component: protein phosphatase type 2A complex; cytosol. The transcript is spliced from 11 exons.
GCGCGGCCCGAGCCCGCUCCGGGCGGGUCCUGCUGCAGUCCGCGCAUCGCCACCUGCCAGCGGCACCGCCAGCCCGGCAGCAGCCGCCUGGAGGAGACGCUGCGGGGGCACUUGUUUAAGGAGUACCUGCCUGGCUGAACCACUGGGUUAUUCUUUAACUGUGGGAGAAGUGCCUGUGCUGCCUUCACGCAAGCUCCCUACUGGCUUUCUGCAGUCGUAAUUUCUCGGAGCCGUCUUUCCCUUCUCCCUCCGGCUUUUUCCCGCUACUUCUUUUUCCUUCCCACCCCCCCCUUUUUUUUUUUAACCCGAUCGUUAUUCGCCCCCCCAAUCUGUGCUGCCUCACUAGCUCUCAUUAUGCUGUGCUCAGUGGCCCGGUGUGUUCCCCGCCUCUGCUAGGCAGUGGCAGCAUGGAUGGUGCUCUUGUGACGACCUCUGCUGAUGCUAUCAGUCCACUGCGGAUAGGCAUGCUGAGUAAUCCUGCUGUAAAUGGGCGAGGACACGGACACACGGAAAAUUAACCACAGCUUUCUGCGAGACCACAACUAUGUGACUGAAGAUAUUCCCUGCUGGCUGCAGAGUGGGUGGAUUCAGCUUCCUUCUGGAGCCUGAGCAAAUCAUUUGAUGAAGAUCUUGCUUUCUGCUGCAUCCUAAGACAACAUGGAAGGGGAGAGCAUCUAUGAGGUUGAUUCUGGAGAUGGACUUGGAGGGAAAGCUAUAAGGAAGCUUGUGCGCAAGGCGACUCUGGUGGCAUCUAGAAUCCUCACAUUUCCUUGACUGAAUCCAUCUGGGUUUAGCCCUAUAUAUAGUAGACAAGCUGCACUGCUUGCACUGAUAAAUUAUAUCUUCCAAAUGAUAGACCAAGCUGAUAUUAUUUCUACAGUUGAGUUCAACCACACUGGAGAACUACUGGCUACUGGUGACAAGGGGGGUCGAGUUGUUAUAUUCCAAAGGGAACCUGAGAGUAAAAAUGAGCCUUACAAUCAGGGGGAGUACAAUGUUUACAGCACUUUCCAGAGCCAUGAACCUGAAUUUGAUUAUUUGAAGAGCUUGGAGAUAGAAGAAAAAAUAAACAAAAUCAAGUGGUUACCACAGCAAAAUGCAGCUCACUCACUCCUAUCAACAAAUGAUAAAACAAUCAAGUUAUGGAAAAUUACUGAAAGAGAUAAGAGACCAGAGGGGUACAACUUAAAAGAUGAAGAAGGAAAACUUAAAGAUCUUUCUACAGUAACAUCACUGCAGGUGCCUGUAUUGAAACCUAUGGAUUUGAUGGUAGAAGUCACUCCCCGGAGAAUCUUUGCUAAUGGUCACACCUAUCAUGUCAACUCAAUAUCCGUCAACAGUGACUGUGAGACAUACAUGUCAGCGGAUGAUCUCAGGAUUAACCUCUGGCAUUUAGCUAUCACAGACAGGAGCUUCAACAUUGUAGAUAUAAAGCCAGCCAAUAUGGAGGACCUGACAGAAGUGAUCACAGCCUCUGAGUUCCAUCCCCACCACUGCAAUCUCUUUGUCUACAGCAGCAGCAAAGGAUCCCUGAGACUCUGCGACAUGAGGGCAUCGGCUCUCUGUGACAAACAUUCCAAGCUUUACGAAGAACCAGAAGACCCCAGCAACAGAUCAUUUUUUUCAGAAAUUAUAUCUUCAGUGUCAGAUGUCAAAUUCAGUCACAGCGGUAGAUACAUGCUAACAAGAGAUUACCUCACUGUCAAAGUUUGGGAUCUGAACAUGGAAACAAAGCCCGUAGAAACAUACCAGGUCCAUGAUUACCUUAGAAGCAAGUUAUGUUCCCUCUAUGAAAAUGACUGCAUCUUUGACAAGUUUGAAUGUGCAUGGAAUGGAUCAGACAGUGUGAUAAUGACAGGUGCUUAUAACAACUUUUUUCGAAUGUUUGACCGAAAUACAAAGCGGGAUGUUACCUUGGAGGCUUCCCGAGAGAGCAGCAAACCACGAGCUAUUCUUAAGCCCCGGAGAGUCUGCGUUGGAGGCAAACGGAGGAAAGAUGACAUCAGUGUUGAUAGUUUGGACUUUACUAAGAAGAUCUUGCACACAGCAUGGCACCCAACCGAGAACAUCAUUGCUAUAGCAGCGACAAACAAUCUGUACAUAUUUCAGGAUAAAGUGAACUCAGAAAUGCACUAGAUUUAUCAAUAUCCCUCUAUAUUUACAAACCAGCCUUUUGAGAGUUGUAGAAGGAUGUGAUCUUCACAAAAAUUGUGGCUUCUGUGGUGGGAUUUGUAGGUUGCAUCCUUUCAUCCCUCAGCCUGUAUCAUUAUUGGUGGCAAGCCAACUAUUUUCCAUCACUGCAACAGUAUGAGUAAAAGGCACGGCUGCAAAUCCAGUACUAUGGUCUGUAUCGAUCCCUCUAAACAAACUGGGAUAUUUAUUCACUUUGGGAACGUUCCUGAGGAGAGCUGAGGCUCCUCAACUCCCGUCCAUCCUUUCAAGGGUCUCAGUGGUUUGCAGGACUGUGCUGUUCUGGUGCCCUGCCUGCUUUUGCAGCCACAGCAUUUACCACAUUGUUAGAGCUUUUUGCCUCGAUCUCUUGAUUGUUUUGUUUUUUUUUUUCCAGUACUGUUUUCCUGUCUGUCAACUAAGCUGAGCCUGUUUGAGAGAAUGAAUAGCCACAUCCCUUUAGAGCAUGUGGCACAUUGGAGGGGCCUCAUGACAGUUAUAGCUGGAAGCAGAAUCCCUGCUGGUGAAAAGCUGCCCCAUCUCACCCUUCCCAUUCCCUUCUUUACAAUGCCCUCUUAUUUAUUUAUUUAUUUAUCACAUUACUUUGUGCUUCACCUUCCCAAGUGAGUAAGUUACAGACUGGUAUAGUUACUCAGCCAGUUUAUGUUAGGAAGUUUAUUCUCCAUAGAUCUCUUUGCUCUGUUUAAAACAGUAAGUAGUGUCUUAAUUGUAUGGAGGACUGUUAAAAAACUUGGCAUUGCCACUCCAGAGGGACCGUCUGGUCAGACAGAGCCUGGCAGUUAACACACAAACCCAUCCUACCAUUUGGGGGUUGGAGUUCUGGAAACCUUGGCUAGAAGUGCUAUGAAGGCAACAACCACCUUGAGUGGGAACAAAGUUACAUCACUGUAACUGGGUAAAGUCUCUUAUUUGUUGAUUGCAGAAUGGUUAUGUUAAUCCUGGCCUUUGGGGGUUACAGGCAGUGCCUGGUAUCUGUUAACUGUGAAAAGAAUGAUACUGUGAGAGGCAGCACUGCUCGGUGAAUUUUAAUGCUUUUAAAUGAGUCCACUGUUGGGAGACAAAAUUAUUCCUGGAGAAACAUGAAAAAUCAAAAAAUCCAAACAAAACCUUCUCCCACAUAAAUACUGUUAGAUCUAUCUCAGUUAUAAAAUGAUUAGUGAUGUAAGUGGAAAAGGAAAGUACACACAAUGUAGUGCAUGCAUGAAUGAUAUAGGGAUGGUGCAGUGGGCUGGAAGCCCUUCUAAUACAGGAAAAGAAAGUUCUGCUGCACCCCCAAUAACUCUGGCAGAAAAUUCAGGAUCCCAAAGGAUUUCUACUCAAACCGUGAAUAAAAGAGCACAACUCACAUGGCCUGUUAAUCUGCCCAUAUUAAAACUCCUCAGAAAAAGAAAAAAGUCUUUAAGCCAUUAUGCACUGAUUUCUUGGUAAGUGGAGAAUGUACUGAUGAAGGGAUCUGCAUGCUUUUAUAUUUCAGUUUGGGGGGAAGGGUGGGUGAAAAUCCGCUUACAAGAAAUAAAAAACCAAACUCUACAGCUUUUAUAUGACAUCUCAACACAACACCUGAAAUCUGUCUGUUUGAAGUUUUCUACAUCAAUGCUGUAUAUUUUGUGUGUAGAAGCACAAACGCAUGUGCACCAGUUUCCAGCCACACUAAACACAUAUGGUAUGAAAUGUGUAGGGUAAUUCUGAAGGGAACAAAGAAUGUUUGUUUAUAAAAUACUGUGUGCUGUAGUGGGCAUGGACAGUAUAUGUACAUACUUAUUCUAAUGAAAUUUAACAAAAUUGCCUUUUCCUUUUUUUUUUCUCCUUGUAAAAAGGUUUAAGAAUGUGGUAAAUUGUAUAGAAAACUUGUUAAUGCCAAACUACUGCUUCAAGGGUGUCAUACAAUUUCUUUGACUUUUGGCCCCCUCCAUUAACCUUUGCAGCUCAAAAAGAAAAAAAAUUGCUGUCAGCUCAUAUUGGCAUUUACAGCUAGAGAUACUGUAAAACAUAUAUUUAGCUUUUAACAGUCUGAAGUAAGAGUCUAUAGAUAACUUAUUAUAAAGCAGAUCUUAAUGCAACGAUUUUUUUGUUUUUCAUUUGAAGUACCUUACUCUGUUACAGCUUUGGGUACCAAAAAGAACAUGUUAAAAUUAAAUAAAGAAAUAUAUCUUUGGAGCUUUAUAAAACUAAUUAAAUACCCAACCAAAAUACCAUGAAGUGAUUAUAGAGGAAAUAAAUAGAAACCUUUCAAAGACCAGUAUUCCGUUCCUGUCUUUGACAUCACUGCUACAGAUCGGUUUCCUGGUUUCUUGAAUGUAUGGAGAGUUAACAUCGUCAUUGUGAACGUUUCCAACUUUCUUUCUCUUUUUAGUUUGAGCUUUCAGUGGCGUAGAGUAAGUGAUGGUAAAGUUGGUAAAUCUGAUUGUUUUGAAAGCUGUUGUUCAUGGCUGCAUUUUUUGUGUUGCACAAAUUAGCUAAUUGUUGUUGAAUAAAAAUAUAAAUAUGUUAAUACCAGCUUUUUCAAUAAAACUACAACAAAAAAAAGGCAUAAA